AUGCAGGCCACUUCUAAAUCUACUGGAUCUUCUGUUUCCAUCACGGGGGAACACGAAUAUGUAGUUUACACAGGUGCCACCCUUAUUCCAUUUUGCGUUGGGAGUGUUGCGCUUCCUUUAACAUUGUGCCGUGCUUCUUCUUCAGCAGUCGCCGCAUCCUCUCAAGCGCAUGCAUUGUCCUCUGCGUCCCGUGGUAACGCCAAGCAGAAGCGUAGCGGGAAGGGUAGUGGCCAACAAGAAACAUCUCGUGACGAGGAUACUGGAGACAAUGUUCAUGACUACUGCGCAGGAAUCAGUCGCUGCACGCACGUCCGGUAUAUUUACUUUCGUGAUGGUUCCGUAGCGUCGCAGGACCUAUCGUACCGUCAUCAGUUAUUCAUGAAGGCAGAUGGUGUGAAGCGGUCUGAAAUGUUAGAUGGAAAGGAGAGUAACCAGGUGUAUAGUGCUUCACCACUGUACGCAUUAGUCGAUCGAGUUGUGUUCACUCUUCCUAACGGCUUUCCGGAGCGGCGCCGCGAAGUCACGCACCCGCCGUUUUUCAUUGUGGACGACACGUGGGCGGAACAUUUGGUGGAGGUGGAGGUGCACUUUCAUCCAUGGUUGGGCAUAGCCCCUUUUACAGCGAGUCACAUGGUUCUCUUAAACCAGCGUGUUGACGUCACACCGCAGUUGCUAAGCUCAACUCAAGGCCAAUGUAAACCACCGUCAACUGUCAUCCUCUCACCCGACGAAGAGGAACGUUUAGCGGGUGUUGGGUCAUCUUCGCUUAUUGGAACGAAGAGGUCCAGAGUACCCGAGUGUGGUGUUGUAUUGCCUGAGGAAACUAGUGCAGUGCGUAUGGAUCUUAGUAAUUCUGUUUAUUCACCUGAUAUGGUUAUCCUUGGCGAACCCGGGUUUCGGGAAAGGCUUGUAGACCUCGUGGGGGCCCCUGUCGUAGCCGAGAGGCGUGAUGCGAUGCGAAUAUUUCACCCGACGCUUGACGUUGUGCGAUAUCUUGCCGCUGUGCGAGCAAUGCCUCAGCCAGAGUUAAUGGCACCACCUCGAAUAUGUCUCUUGCCGUGGUACCAGCAGUCGGUUCAACCGCUGGCGACGCAACAUACGGAGAAGAAAUGCGAGAAAAGUGAGCGGUGCGACCGACACGGGACACGCAGUCGCUCCGUAAUGAAUGAUGAUAAUAUUUGUGAUGACUCCGACCACGAAAUUGACGUGGGAUCCCUACCCCCCUGGUGCUUUCCAUUUGAGGUGAUAAUUCAUGCAUGCGAGUCACGGCGGCAGAGUGGUGCCGUUGAUGCCAUGCGGGCUGUGCUUGCAGAGCUCAAGAAGGAGCAGUUGGAGUUACGUGAAAGCAUUGAACAGAACAUUGCAGCCGCAACAGCAAAUGCAGAAGAGCUGCGGGACGUCAUCAAACACAUGAGCCAGAGGUGCGCUGCUCUUCAGACGUCGUGGAAGCGCUAG
Trypanosoma brucei brucei TREU927 is the source of this 1455-nucleotide messenger RNA. RefSeq lists its product as hypothetical. Gene Ontology annotation, molecular function: histone binding. Bases 1 to 1455 code for a protein of 484 amino acids. Lineage: Eukaryota; Euglenozoa; Kinetoplastea; Trypanosomatida; Trypanosomatidae. The transcript has a single exon. Gene Ontology annotation, cellular component: NuA4 histone acetyltransferase complex. Gene Ontology annotation, biological process: chromatin remodeling; regulation of transcription by RNA polymerase II. The record is from RefSeq and is a predicted model, not a curated record.